Messenger RNA from Topomyia yanbarensis, 6065 nucleotides. RefSeq names its product inactive rhomboid protein 1-like. The transcript has 7 exons. Gene Ontology annotation, cellular component: endoplasmic reticulum membrane. Lineage: Eukaryota; Metazoa; Arthropoda; Insecta; Diptera; Culicidae. Gene Ontology annotation, biological process: regulation of epidermal growth factor receptor signaling pathway; regulation of protein secretion. Bases 919 to 5394 code for a protein of 1491 amino acids. Gene Ontology annotation, molecular function: serine-type endopeptidase activity. The record is from RefSeq and is a predicted model, not a curated record.
UCAAGUAUGUGACGUUGAAAGUUUUAUUUUCCACCAUUCGGAAAACGGAAGGCAGAAACAAGGGAAAUUUUUGUCCGAAAAAUAAAUCAAUUUCCAAGUAGUUAAUUUUCGUUCUCUGACUUCCGACUACUUAGCGAAGAACUUUAGUGUUACAAUCUGUCGUGCAAAAUAAUUUACAAAACCUGCAAAAUGGCGUGAGAAGUGGAAAAAGAAAAGUAGUGAUUCGCCCCAGCACACUACACUGCAAAGGAAUCUCUUUUGCAAGUUUUUCGUUUUUGUGCUGAUCAUCACCCUCUUCAACUUGAAGGAUUCCUUUUUCUUCGAACAAUCUCAUGCACCGUGGGGUUGAACCAAAUUUGCUGAUUCGCUUAGCAAUGGGCAAAGAGGUGACGUCCAGUAAGGUGCAAAGAAAGAAAGAAUGACUUUUUACGGAUUUUCCCUGAUUAAUGAAAAUAUCCGCUCGGAAGGAUGAAAAUUCCAGCAGUCAAACCUCGUCAAGUUUGAAGGAGAAACAUCAGCAAUGGUGGUGUGCUUCGCUUACCACACAUAGAUGGAAGAAAGGAUUAAUGGCUAUGCGUGCAGUGAAGGUGGAAAUGUGUAGUUAACAUCAGAGGCUUAUUGCUUCAAAAUCUUUUUCUGCUUCCUUGAAAAUAAAAGACGAAAGUGUGCUGGUAAAGAAGAAAGAAGUGAAGUUAAAAGCGUUAAAACAGCGCUUAUCGGGGGUAUAAAUUUUGAUAAUUAUUAAAAUAUUCCUUCCGCGGGUAAUCGAUAUUUCUAAUCUUCAUCGGCAUAGUGAUUGCUAAUUUCGGUUUGUUCGCGAAUUCUGACUAACAGAAGAGAGCAGUUGCGUGAGGAAACUAUCGAUAUGUGGGCGUUACUAGCGGUUCGGCGAGUUUCAUUCACCUAGACAAUAAGGAUAUGUCUUCUAUGGAGGAUUGCUCUGAAUACAGCAAUUCUCACCAUCAUUCGCAACAGCAACACCAUCGACAUGGCAACCAACAGCAACAACAGCACCACCAAGCGAAGCUAUCAGCUGCGUUAUCAUCCAAUGCACUGGCGGCACAUCAUCAGGGUCAGGGACAAGCCGUUCAAUCGGGUGGUCCAAAUGGGAGUAACUCUACCCUCACUCGUGGCAGCCGUCGGUCAUCAUUUGGUCCCAGCCAUUAUCAGCAACAGCUGGUACCGCAGGCAGUAAAUUUUCAUGAUGGACUUGGCAUGGCCGAUAACAUCUCGGUAGGAAGCGGCAGUAUCAUUAGCAACCACUCCGGCCAACGCUACGUACCCGACCUCCAGUAUGGAACACUCAGUAACCGGAUUAUCCACAACGAGCGGUACGUCAUUGAUGACAGCAGCUGUUUGCAACCCCCAUCGCCGGCACCCAGCAAUGACCACUAUGUCAUGGGGAUGCCAUCGCCGUCGCCCUCGGCACACCACUAUCCCGAGCGACAUUACGCGCUUCAACAGAGGACUAUGAGCCCGUCGAACAGCAGGUACCGCCAUAGUUUGACCGAAAACUAUCGUGACAUGUCACCACAAUGUGAACGCUUCAUCCCUCCCCCUGCCCAUUUUCUCAGCACCACUAAUCCACUCGCUGCCGCAGAAAGUUAUGGAUAUCUCAAUUCCAACGUGCACACCCCAGUCAAACGUUACGUUCCAACUCCACCGCCACAGGAGCCAACUUAUCAGCCACAGACCCAACUCAUGACAGCAAUUCUAACCCAAACAGCAGUAACCACAGCACAACAAAGAGGCAGUCACCUCACCAAUACUCUGCCAUAUCGUUUCCGUGUCAAAUCCUGCCCAAACGAACAGACCAUUUCUCCACCGCAGGGCUUCGAUACUUCCGAUCAUUAUGCCACACCGCCACGUGUUCGACCUACAAAAUGUUCAUCUUCCCUGACCGCGAGUUAUUCCGUACCAAAUUCGGCCCUGUCUUCACAGGCCAUUAGUUCCGGUCGGCAUUCCCGUCAGAGCAACGAAUAUCUCAUAGCUCGAACUCCCAGUGCCGAUUUUCUAGAUCAACCGUCAUGUCGAGUUUCCACUCCAGUCAGUGUUAUGAGUGAACCGAACGGGAGCGCAUCAUGUUUGCAUUGCAAUACGUUACGUAGAACAACUGGAGUUCACCAAACAACACAGACUAGUGGCCCGAUAAGUCCACAACCUUUGCCAUUCACAUCGGCAACCGAGUCGACCGGUCGUCAAUCACCAUUAAGUCCAGCAGCAUCCAUAUCCACGCCAAAGACCACAGCUCCAUCACCCAACAGUGUACAACACCUGUCGCACAAUCAUCAUCAAUCACAAACACAACAGCUACAGCAUCACUUUCAGCAACCGUCACAUGUUUCUUCAAACGCUCUUACCGCAACUCAGUCUCAGCCACAAAUAGCGAUAGAUAACUACGGUAGUCUCGAAGCACGGGAUAUAUCAACUAUCCCAAGAAAUCAAGCCAAACAGCAUCAGCAGCAGUCUCAGCACCCGUCAGCAAACUCCUCCGAACAGAGCAUCAUGACCAGUAGUAACAGUCGUUCAAUAUUAAUCCAGUAUCAGCAGCAGAACAUUCUACAACAGCCAGCAGCACAGCAACAAAUGCAACCACCACCGCCACCAGCAGUACAAACUGUACCACCGCAACAAAUGAUCCCACAGCAAGCACCUCAAAUGCAACAGCAACCUGCACAGCCAUCACAACCACAGCAAAUGUCUGCACCUGUUGCACCAGUAUCGCUCCCGGGGCCAUCCAUGCCGACACAUUCGCCACCGGUGAGCGAAUCGCCAGCAUCUACACUGCAACGUAAUGCACAACAAAUCUAUCGUCCAACUGGUCCAAAUAUGUCUCGAAAACAGCGUAUCAAGGAAUACAUGAAGCACGAAACAGCAAAAUUCUUCGGGGUAGACAAUUUAAACGAGGACUACGAGCGGCUCAAGUGGGAAGACCGUCAGAAACGUUUUGCUUUUCGACGGUUCGGUCAGUUGAAAGAUGAGUAUGACUUUGCUUAUCGCAACGGAAAUGCGAACAACCAUGCAGUGGAAGAAAAUGCGGUUCCAGUCGACAGACCCGAUAUACUGCCAGCUCAAAGCCAAGACGAACGUGACACAGAGCAAAGUCGACGGCAACGAGCGAACCCUCACCACUCAUACGACAACAGCUCGGAUACAUACAUGAUCAAAGCUGAACGGAAGCCCUCGGUCCCAACUGUUAUCUGGAAUGGUGUGUCUUUUGUUGUUCAGAGUAUCACUAGAAAAAGGUUCCGUAAACAGAAACAGUGGUCACGCAGCUUUGCUCCGGCCCACGUCGAGCUUACCAACGAUGAUAAUGAGCUAUGCGAUGGACUGCAGCCAAUUCAAGAUGAAGAAGCAUUCUUUGAUACACCGGUUGCUCCGCCCACUCAACAAGUCAUCCCAGGACAAGUUGUAGACAACUCUCGUCAACUGUUCGUAUCGGAGAACGAUCGGGGACUGGGCGGUACAGCCGGUAGUGGUAUCAUCAACGGGUGGCGUACGAGGUCUUCCGAACUUCAUCUGCAGGCUCGGGAUGGUGCCAGUGGUACUCUUGGACAACGAAUAUCUUCACACAUCCUGGACGGAGUGCUCGAUAACUCAAUGAGGCCAAUAGGACAUAAAAUUAAACUACUUAGACCGAAUGUCUUGGACGAUCGUUAUGAUUACAGACCAUUUUUUACGUACUGGAUCAAUACGGUACAGGUUCUGGUACUUGUUAUAUCGUUAAUCUGCUAUGGCUUCGGGCCGAUUGGAGUUGGCAUGGAGUACAAGACGGCUCAGGUGCUGGUAACCAGUCUGAGCUUACAACAGGUUCAUCACCAAGAAACCCGCAACGUGUGGAUAGGAUUUAAAAAUAUCGACAUUGUUCAUCUGGGCGCUAAAUAUGGAGCGUGUAUGCGUCGAGACUCUCGAAUAUCGGAGGUUAUUGUGAAAACAAGAAAACAAGAGCGAGAGACGGCCUGUUGCAUUCGUAACGAUGACUCGGGAUGUGUGCAAAGUUCACAAGCCGAUUGUUCGAUGCGUGGACUUUGGCCAACCAAAACGAUCGCCACCUGGAAGAAGUGGUCUCCUGGUGAGUCCGGUCCCGGUGGACGUAUUUCUGGUAGUGUUUGCGGUCUUGAUCCGAAGUACUGUGAUGCUCCAGCUUCGAUUGCACCACACGAAUGGCCGGAUGACAUUACAAAGUGGCCAAUUUGUCGCAAGAAUAAUCAAUUAUCGCAACGGUUCCGUUUCAAGGAUCAUACCGCUGAGCACAUGAUUUGCGAAGUGAUUGGUCAUCCGUGCUGUAUUGGCAUCUACGGAGAGUGUCGCAUCACUACCAGGGAAUAUUGUGAUUUCGUUAACGGGUACUUCCACGAAGAGGCAUCGCUUUGUUCACAGGUGUCCUGUUUGAACGACGUUUGCGGAAUGUUUCCGUUCAUCGCCAGCAACUAUCCGGAUCAGUUUUACCGUCUCUUCACGUCGCUUUGUCUACACGCAGGCAUAAUACAUCUAGCAAUCACAGUUGCCUUUCAGCACUUGCUGAUGUCAGAUCUAGAGCGGCUUAUUGGACCAUUGAGGAUGGCAAUCCUCUACAUUGGAUCAGGAAUCGCAGGAAACCUGACGAGUGCCAUCUUUGUACCAUACAAAGCUGAAGUUGGUCCACUGCCAUCGCUGGCUGGAGUCCUCUCAUCGCUAAUGGUUCAGCUUGUACUGUGCCACUGGAAAUGCUUAAAGAAACCGCACGUAGCUAUGAUAAAAUUACUAGUUAUCGGGUGUACAUUAUUCGGGUUAGGAACACUGCCCUGGCAGCAAAACUUUACCGGACUGAUAGCCGGUUUGCUCUUCGGCAUCGGACUGACGUUGGCCUUUGUGCCCUUCGUGAACGUAACGAAGCACAGUAGGAAGAGUAAAGUCAAUCUUAUAUGGACAUGCAUGGUGAUACAGUUUAUCGUCUACGCCGUAAUGUUCAUAAUUUUCUAUGUCUUUCCAAUGUUGUUUUCUUCGCUGAAUUUCAUCGAUGGGAAUCAACUGUCUGACCACAAUUCGGCGCAUAGCUACCACGACCAUUACAACUUGUACGAAGGCUACCAAAACUACAACCCCGGCAGUGGAAAUGGGCACAGCCAUGGCCACGGUAGCGGAGGUGGCAUCAUAAACGGCGGAAAUCAUAUUGUCACAACGUAUAAUGUGAACAACAACUACAAGUCGCCAACUGGACAUGGCGGCGGAAUCUUGCACAAUCAUCACGAGUACGGCGGAGGAGGUGGAGGCGGAAUCAGCAUGUCCGGUGGUAUCAAUAGGAUUAGUAGUAACAACAAUAAUAAGAAUAACAAUCUGCUGAAAGGUAUGAGCAUGUGUGAAAAAGGACAGUGUGUCCAACGUCAGCCACGUAGUGCUGACACGAAUGCAUGACGUCGAUGUUUCCUGCUGUUCACGUCGCUGGAGUUACUUUACGUCUUGUUUGUCCUGCUGGCCCUGUACGACGUCGAUGAUUUCCAGAUCAUUUAUCAGUUUAUCAUGUGAUACAACCAACAUAGUGACAAAGUAAUUUAAAUUUUUAUAUCGCUCUUUCCAUCGAAAAUGUGAUCACGAACCGUAUCUUAGUUGAAACACUUAGUUCAAACAUUCUAUUGAAAACGUAUAUAUAUUAUAUAUUCGUAUCUCUCUACACUUAAAGUAAACGAUCAAAAUCAAAAAAAAUGAGAAUAAAACGAUAUGAUAUAUAGCACACCCAGUUAUGUUUACGUUCUGUUAUCAUUAAGUCACCCGUUUCCUCUAACUUUACUCGAGAGUUACAUUGAAUAUAUAUAGUAAAUUAACAUAGAAUCAAGCAAGCAGAAACAUGCAAACGCAAGCGAAGUAUGUGGGUUAAAAUAACCAAUUCAUAGAAUUGCCCUCAGUUAGUUCGAAUAGCUAUCCCUCUAUGAUAUUAUUAGAAAUAUUGUAUGAAUUUCAAACUGACAAAACAGGAAAUAAAGCAAAACGAAAGAGUAAAUUUGAUUUGUAAAGUUGUAACAAAAAAGACACAAAAGAGUCAUGGAUGAAGUGUAAGCAAAUUCUAAUAAAACCUCUAUUUCAAUUUA